UGGUUGUGUUAUGUUACUUAUGCCUUUUGGAGGUGCUCGAUGCAUUACAAUUGAUCUCCAUCAAUUUAUUAUCGGUCGCAUCCCAAAAUAAUUCGAGAAGUUGUAGAAAUUAAUAUCGAUAGGACCUGUGUUUAUGUAAUAUCUUGGGGGUGCGAGGCGUUUCGCAGGCGGUGGAUUUUUCGUCGAGGGGGUAGAUGUUGGAGAUUCUUGAAUUUUACUAGUGAUUGUGGUAUUGGUUGGAGGCACGGCGAUGUGUGCUGGGUAGAUGUGCAAUUGGCGAAAGUACAACUUGGGAAAAGUUGAAUCUAGAAUGUCAUAAUAUAUUUAUAGACAGACACAUUCAGAGUGAGAAUCAUGGUAAACGAGAGGUUAGCCUCAUCCUCACUCCCGGAGGUCCCCCCCCACACCCUCUCCAACUACGAUAUCCAGGUGAAGGAGGAGACGUUCAACCUCUUCCACCGCGAGGGCACCCCCUCCCCAGUCAUUUUCCAGAACAACAACAUGAAGAAAGAGCUCGAGGACUACGACCCCAAUUUAGUCCUCCUGGAGCCACCCCCAGAGGACGAGUCAGACGAGGAGACGAUAGCCACUUUCAUAACAGCAGCUGGUCAGCAGUUGGCCCUCUACGCUGUCGAGGACUCGGACGAGAUAUUCGCUGUGGCUGUCUACGACGAAUCGGGCGAGCCCCCCUCAGACUUCCAGUUCCUCAUGAGGGACGACGUCGAGAAGCUCAUCGGCGAGGGUGCAGUAAGAACAGUCAAAAAAACAUCCCAAUUUAAGAAGCAGAUUUACGCAAUGGAAGAAAUCCCUCCACCAGUCCCAGCGUCCCCUGAGCCUCCAGCAGAAACUCCGACCCCACAGAAGGAGGAAAUCAUAGAAUUCAGAUCUCCCCAGAAGUGCGUGAAGAAGGAAAUUCCAUUCUCUGACGAGGAGGACGAAAAUCCCCCAGAGAACGACUACAAAAGCACUUUGAACAUUGAGGAGAACCUCCCCAACAGUGAAUUGUACGAGAGCUGGCCAUCGGACAACGUCUACCUGGUGGUGCAGGACAAUUCGAUGAUUGAAACCCAGGGAGAGCCUGAGAGCAAGCAGAGAACCCCAGUUAAAGAGGAGAUAAAGACCAAAGUGAUUGAGAAAGUGCAAUAUAUUCUGUCGGACGAGCCCCCUCCAGACCCCUCAGACCUCACCCUGGCGGACAUCGAGAAGAUCCUGAAGCAGGAUCAGGCGAUCCCCAGGUCCAGCAAAAGUUCCUUAUCCAGAGGAGUCAAAUCAGAGAGUUUGAAUGCAGUGGGGAUUGAUCUGGAGGUCGAGCCAAUCGACGAUCAAGACGUUAGCGAGGAGCACAACUUUUCCCAGGAUAACGAGAACUUGUCCCAGGAUAAUGAGAGCUUCCCCCAGGACGACACCUUCACAAAACUGAACUCUUCGGAAGUACUGAGGAUAAAACGUCCGAGGAAGCAGCAGUUGACGACAGUGAAUCGAGCUGAUUCAGAGAUAAUAAUUCAGCCAGCAAUGAUGACUGAAGUUGACGAGGAGAAUUUGUACCAGAAUAGGUGGAAGGUCCAGCCGAAGAAGAGGGGACGACGUAAAAAGAAGAAAGACACGACGAUGAAGAAGACACCCUACAUGAGGACCAGGAGGAAGACGAGUAAACCGAGGAAGAAGAAGAAGUACAGGAUUGAGGUGAUUGACAUUGACCUGGAGGAUGUCAACAGGGAGAUCAUUACCCUUGAGGAUGGCAAGGAGAAGGGCUCCAGUGAUAAGGAGAACGACGUCAUCAUGGUGGGGGAUUCUGACGACGAUGAGGACAAGGAGGAGGAGGUGGAGGUGGACGACAGUGACGACAGCGAUUAUGACGAUGGGGCUGAGAGGAGGGGGAGGAGAGGAACGAGACGGCGAUUGGUGGAGAUUUUGAAGUGCCAGAGGUGCAGGAGGGAGUUCAGGGGGAAGAGGGGGCUGGAGAUGCACUCGAGGAUGUGCUCCAAGGGGGGAAAGGCCCAGGGGACGAUAUCAGAGAGGACUAGGAGUGGGACCAGACGAACUGCCCCCAUGAGGUCUGCCAGGCUCAAGUCUGUCAAUGAGGGGAAUACGAGGGACAAGGGAAGGGGGAAGAAGGAGUACAAGUGCAAGAGCUGUCAUGAGAGGUUCGAGGUGGUGGUGGCUCUUGCGAGGCAUGUGAAACUGAUGCACUCUCUGAGGAAGAAGAUCAAUACUAUUAGGAAGGAGGAGAAGAAGGUGAGCCAGGAGAGACUGAGGGAGGGGAGGAGGACGAGGAGCUUGGGGAGGAAGGACGAGGUGGAGAAGAAGGUGGAGAGGGGCAAGAGGAGAGAGAGGUUCAGGAAGGUGAAGAGGGGGAGGAUUUGGAGGAACGCUGGGACCAAGAGGAUCAAUUGCUUGGACUGCAGGAGGUCCUUUCCCAGUCUCGCCGCUAUGCUGGCGCAUUCCCUGCAACAUGCCACCAAGAAAAUUGUUUCAGAGAAAAUGAAGGUUCAGAGGUGUCGAAGAUGCAAGAAAGUCUUCAGGUCGAAAUACCUUUAUAUUCGUCAUCUGCGUAGUCACAGUAGUAUUCCAACGCUACAAAAGAGAAAAUCGCGCAUCACAAAACAGUCAGCGAAUACGCCGAUCAAGAAACGGGGGAGGCCGCAGAAGUCGUGAUUGAGAGACACAUGAAUAUUCUGUAAAAUCAUAAGUUAAGAUGACACGUUAGAGAGACAUAUAGAACUAUCAAAUAGUUUAUGCGAUGUAGUGAGCAUGGAGUAUUUGUACGAAGGACCGAGAAAUCAAAUGCAAUUAAUGGGUGAAUUACUCUUGUAAUCAUUGCUCUAUUCAUUAGAAUUUUUUUAAAAACAACUUUUUUCUCUUGGAUUCACGGUCACAGCCACUUUUUCCUCAGCACACAAUAGAACGGUUUUAUGUACAAUGGAUACAUGAACUGGGUGUACAUUAAUCCAUGUAAAGUUGUAUCAUUCAGAGCGAGAUUGAUUCAAAAUUUUCGUUAGUAUGUAUUAGUUAAGAUACUACUUGAUGCUGCGAGAGUACACUGUUAAAAUUUUCGUGAGACUGAGGAAUUCAUUUCGUUGAUUUAUUGAUGACUUAUUCAUUUGUAUUGAUUUGAGGAUGACAUCAACAACGCAUUAUUCAAUUCAUAAAACUAUCUUUCAUUUUCCACAGGUCAGUUAUUUUUUUUUCUGAAGUGGAAUUACGUUAAAGUUGAGUUUUACUUGACUCGUUAUUUCAUAAUUUGAUUGAUUAUUGAAUCAUUGGAUUUGAUUGAUGAAAAAUUUUAACAGUGUAGUUAUUACUAUCACCUGUAUAUUCUUUAGGCAUAUGUAUAUUUAUCAAUAAAAGAUAUGAUAUAGGAUAUUUUUG
Diachasma alloeum is the source of this 3369-nucleotide messenger RNA. RefSeq names its product myoneurin. NCBI's taxonomy places the organism in Eukaryota, Metazoa, Arthropoda, Insecta, Hymenoptera, Braconidae. Bases 355 to 2655 code for a protein of 766 amino acids. The transcript has 4 exons. Gene Ontology annotation, cellular component: nucleus. The record is from RefSeq and is a predicted model, not a curated record.